AUGGAGGCCGACCUGGGGCUCGAUUGCGCCUUUACCGAGGACCGGGUGGAUUGGCCCCGGCUCCUGGGUGCCUUGUACGAGCUGUCGCUGAACAAGUCCCACUCCGUGGUCAUGAUUUCUUCGGCACAGUUGCAGAUCCACUUGGACAGCGACAUCGAGAGAGACCUCGAGUCUGAUGGAUGCUUCAUAGGGCUCUUCACUCUGCGACUUGUGGUGGUUUUGAUGACCCUGCAGCAGGACAAGCUCUUCUUGGAAGGUAUUCAUGAUGAUCGACUGCAAAGAGGCUUCGAACGGUUUUUGCGCUUCUCUAUGGUGCAAGUGAUGCGGUCUCCUUUCGCUUUCAGUCUGUUUGAGGCCCUCCAUGCCUACACCCGCAAAGUCCAGGAGAUGUGCCCGUUGCUGGAUGGGCCGCCAGUGCCAGUGGCCAUCCGUGAGGAUUUGCUAUCACCCAACUGGGCCACGCUGCAGUGCAUACGGUCCAGAGGCUCUCCGAUUUCCGUUCAGAUUCCCACCAAGACUUGGACCCCAUGGUGUGGAGUGCAGGAGCCAUGGCACAGUUGCCAUCAGUUGCCCAGAAUUUUCUGCGGGGCAGUUGCGACUGCGGCAAUUGACUGCGGGUUUGAAUGA
Molecule: messenger RNA, 627 nt
Organism: Cladocopium goreaui
Lineage: Eukaryota; Dinophyceae; Suessiales; Symbiodiniaceae
Source: the annotation of a GenBank genome assembly